Messenger RNA from Adineta steineri, 882 nucleotides. The record is from the annotation of a GenBank genome assembly. Lineage: Eukaryota; Metazoa; Rotifera; Eurotatoria; Adinetida; Adinetidae.
AUGUUUGCCCUUGCUCAACAAAAAAGUACACUAGAGCUUGAUACAUGGCGUUAUACAAUUGUUACGAUGCCACUUGAACGUAAAACAUUGCUUAUUAAUGGUUAUGAAUAUCAUUUCGAUAAAAAGCUUGGUAGAGGUUCAUUUGGUGCAGUUUAUGCAGCACAUCGAUAUCCAGAUAAUAAACCAGUUGCUAUAAAAGUUGUAUCAUUAGCAACGAGGAAUAGUGCAGUAUCAUUGCAGAAUUCGGAAGCUGUACUUAAUGAAAUUGAAAUGGCAAGACGUUUAGCACAAACAUCCGAUCAUAUUAUACACAUGUAUGAUUUUGAUUUUCAUCGUCAUACAGGUCUAUCAUUUAUUGUAAUGGAACUUGGUCAGCAAGAUCUAGAAAGAUUUCUUUCACAUCGACGUUUCUUAACACCUGAUGAAAGAAAAAAUAUAUGGCGACAAUUAGUCGAUAUUGCUAACACUCUUCAUAAUUAUCAAAUUGUACAUUUCGAUAUUAAACCACAAAAUCUCGUUGUAUUUCCAGGUGGUAUAGUCAAAUUAGUUGAUCUUGGUAUUGCUCAGAAAGCUUUUCAAAGAAGAAUUGGUCCCAAUGGUAGUCAACCGUAUUCUGCACCUGAAGUAACAUUGAUAUCUCUUCGUCAUAUAACAAUAAAUACGACCAAGGCAGAUGUUUGGUCAUGGGGCGCUGUUCUUUUUCGUAUGACUUAUAUGACAGCACCAGACUACUUUGAACCAUGCUAUCAUCCUCCUAGAAAUCAACGUCAAACACGUGAUCCACAUCUUCGUGAUAUACUUCGAAAUACACUUGUCAUUGAUGCAAGAGCAAGACCUGAUCCUUCAUGGUUCCUUGAUCACCCAUAUACACUUUCAUUUUGA